Messenger RNA from Juglans regia (Persian walnut), 465 nucleotides. RefSeq lists its product as uncharacterized. The record is from RefSeq and is a predicted model, not a curated record. Bases 1 to 465 code for a protein of 154 amino acids. The transcript has a single exon. NCBI's taxonomy places the organism in Eukaryota, Viridiplantae, Streptophyta, Magnoliopsida, Fagales, Juglandaceae.
AUGUCUUCUCCAUUUGUAUCAUCUUCCUCCUCUGAUCCAUCUGAUUCUUCCAGUCUUUAUUAUCUUCAUCGUAGAGAUGGUCCAGGAUCCAUUAUUGUUACUCAAGUUCUCAUUGGUGACAAUUACCAUACUUGGCGUAAGUCCAUGCUCAUGACCUUAUCUGCCAAUAACAAAGUUGGUUUUGUUGAUGGCUCUAUUGCUAAACCACUCGACACUUAUUCUCUUUUUCAUUCCUGGACCAAAUGCAACAACAUGAUCAUGUCUUGGCUUUUCAAUUAUCUUUUUAAAGAGAUUGAUGCCAGUGUGAUAUAUGUUGAAUCUGCGAUGGAAGUGUGGUAUGAUCUUCAAGGAUGUUUUCCUCGAGGUAAUGGCCCUCGGAUUUUCCAACUGCAGAAGUCCAUUGCUUCUCUUAUGCAGAAUGAUCUCUUUGUCAGUGCAUAUUUCACUCAAAUAAAGGGUUUAUAG